Messenger RNA from Trichobilharzia szidati, 516 nucleotides. NCBI's taxonomy places the organism in Eukaryota, Metazoa, Platyhelminthes, Trematoda, Strigeidida, Schistosomatidae. The record is from the annotation of a GenBank genome assembly.
AUGGAAGGAAAUGCCCACUCAGUUGACUCAUCUCAUUCACCUUCAAAUGAUGAAGUACAUGCCUGUGUUGGUAAAUUUAGUGAACUAGUUUCCAACCUUGAUUUUUCUAUUAACAACUUCAUUACGAAGUAUCCUUUUCUAAAUGAUAUGCAGUUAGACCUAUCCAAGAAUCCAGAGUGUGAGACUGAUAUUCCCACCGAAAAUCUUCUUGUAGAUGUACACAAAGAACUGUUUUAUUUGAUGGAAGAUUUAACCUGUGUAAAUUUCUCCGAUGACCCUUCCUUGCAACUUUAUCAUUUUCGAUACAAUAUUGUCCAUGAAGAAGAGAAGAAAUUAAAAAGUGAAGAUGAAGGUGACUACGAUUUUGUUUUGGAAGAUGAAUGCAGAAAACUUAAGUUAAUAAUUAAUAAUCUUAAGACUAAAAGUGAACAUAUCAAACAUGAGUUAUCUCAGGAGCUUCAAAACGUUGGUGCUGAUUACCUGCCGGAAGCGGUUAUUCUGUACAAAGACUUGUAA